Messenger RNA from Pseudocercospora fijiensis CIRAD86, 801 nucleotides. RefSeq lists its product as uncharacterized. The annotation marks the transcript as partial. NCBI's taxonomy places the organism in Eukaryota, Fungi, Ascomycota, Dothideomycetes, Mycosphaerellales, Mycosphaerellaceae. The record is from RefSeq and is a predicted model, not a curated record. The transcript has 2 exons.
AAUGAGUCCCAGCGAGCUUUGGCUCUGGUAAAGGAACAUCUACCCAAAAUGUCGCCCUUGAACGCGAUACUCAAGCUCGACAUCGGCCUAGAGUCCGGACCUCUCUACCUCGACGCCCGCUCAGAACCCGUCUUAACCUCUUCUCAUGACGAAGAACCAGCCUGCAGCGUCAAAAUCAAACCAGAAUACAUCAAACAAUUCGUAGAAGGCAAGCUCGAACCUCGCUACGGACUCUUCAAAGACGGAUUCUUCGACGAAACCACACUUCCAAAGGGCGAUAUCAAAACCGCCGUAAAAUUCGCCGACUACCUCUGCCCAGUCGAUCGAACCAACCUCCCUUCAGCCCCAUCCUCUGAAAAGCUCCCCAAACCUACUCAAGACAUCGAACAAGCCCUCUCCGACGUCAAGAAAUGGGGAUACGGCCUCGUCUCCAACGCCCUAACUCCCGACGAAAUCUCGACCCUCCGUUCCGCACUCCAACAACAAGCCGCCGGCGAAAUCAACGCCGGAGUCUCAAAGCACGACGGCGGUCCCAAAGCCAGUCGAUUAUGGCAUGCUACUGGGCCGAACCGGAUGAGCGAGGGUGAGAGACCUGUGAUUUUGAUGUUUUUUAUGCGGAGUUUUGUUCGGCAGCAAGAGAAUAAUUUUCUGUCGAUUCGACCGGAGGUUGAGGCGGGGAUGUCGGAUAAGGUGAGGAGGAUGUUGGGGUUUGUUACGAACGGAGCUUUUGGGGGUGUUGAGGGGGAGGUUAGAGAGGGGAUUUUUGUUAGGAGGUUGGAGAAUGCGGUUGGGAUGUUUAGA